Pectinophora gossypiella (pink bollworm) is the source of this 489-nucleotide messenger RNA. RefSeq lists its product as uncharacterized. The coding region runs from base 1 to 489 and encodes 162 amino acids. The transcript is spliced from 5 exons. Lineage: Eukaryota; Metazoa; Arthropoda; Insecta; Lepidoptera; Gelechiidae. The record is from RefSeq and is a predicted model, not a curated record.
AUGGGUAUAAUCAACAGCAAAGGCUUUUUUUCUCAAAGGCAAGUCGAUGAGGCUUGCAGUAAUACAAGUUUGUCAAAAUUACGAUAUGUCGCUGUCGAGAAGCCGAAAUGGAAAGUGUUCAGUAAGAGAGAAAUAAGAGCUAUCCCUGCCUACAACAUGCGAGGAAGAAAGGGGGGAUGUCCGUGUGGUAGCAAUGGACCUUGCAAACUCAAGGUCACACCGAAGGGAGUCACGAUGCAUUACCCGCAAAAGAACCGCGUUGUUAACAAAGUCAAGAUAGUGAGGUCGAAAAAGUUCCCGAUACCAACUUGGAGCCAAAAAAACCAGAAGCUGAAACAGUCGACACUAAAGAAGACGGAGAUGACAGAAGAUCAGACGAGUCCGACGGAAAACGAAAACGCAACCGAAAGCAAAGCGAAGACGAAGACGAAGACUAAGUACGAAAAAAAUAAACCAGUUUACGACGAAGAAAUAGAUGAAGAUGACUAA